AUGCCGCUGUUCGGUAAAUCCCACAAGAAUCCCGCCGACAUCGUCCGGACUCUGAAGGAGAACAUGGCCAUCCUGGUCAAACAAGACAAGAAAACAGAAAAGGCAUCAGAGGAGGUGUCUAAGUGUCUUGUGGCCAUGAAGGAGAUACUAUAUGGGACCGGUGACAAGGAGCCUCACACAGAGACGGUGGCCCAGUUGGCCCAGGAGCUCUACAACAGCGGCCUGCUCAUCUCCCUGGUGGAAAACCUGCAGGUCAUCGACUUUGAGGGGAAGAAGGACGUGUGUCAGAUCUUCAACAACAUCCUGCGGAGGCAGAUCGGCACCCGCAGCCCCACCGUCGAGUACUUCUGCUCUCACCAAGAGGUGCUGUUUGUGCUGCAAAAAGGGUAUGAAACCCCUGGGUCUGCGCUGAACUGUGGCAUCAUGCUGAGGGAGUGUAUCAGACACGAGCCACUGGCCAAGCUGGUUCUCCACUCAGAACACUUCCAGGACUUCUUCAAUUACGUAGAGAUGGAGACCUUCGACAUCGCCUCAGACGCUUUCGCCACCUUCAAGGACCUGCUCACAAGACACAAGGUCCUGGUAGCUGAAUAUCUAGAACAGAAUUAUGACGCAAUCUUUGACCAGUAUGAGAAGUUAUUACACUCUGAUAACUAUGUGACAAAGAGACAGUCAUUAAAGUUGUUGGGAGAGCUUCUGUUGGACAGGCAUAACUUCACAGUAAUGACCCGGUACAUCAGCAAGCCUGAGAACCUGAAGCUGAUGAUGAACCUACUGAGGGAUAAGAGCCCUAACAUACAAUUUGAGGCCUUCCACGUCUUCAAGGUGUUUGUGGCGAACCCCAACAAGACACAGCCCAUCAUAGACAUCCUGCUGAAGAACCAGCCCAAACUCAUCGACUUCCUUAGCAACUUCCAGAAGGACCGCAUGGACGACGAGCAAUUCAACGACGAGAAGACCUACCUAAUCAAACAGAUCCGAGACCUAAAGAAACCCGCCUCUUAAAACCUUACCCCCAUUAGUCCCCAAAACCCUUCCCCUUAGCUAUGACCUUUACCCUAACCUUUACUUUUUAUUGUCGACAAAAAAUACAUUGACAAUAAUGAUUCAAUUUCUUAAUAUCGAAGACAUUGUGUCUUUUUCUUGGUUCCUUAAACUUUGCAGAGAAUAGUUCGUAAUCAGAUUUUUUUUCAUUGUUUUUACUUUUAAAUGAACCCUUUUCUUAUUAGUGUGUAGUGUUCCAAAACAGGAAGGGGAUUUCCUCUCUUGGGGGGAACCAAUGCUUAGAGACCUCUAGGUGAUUGGCUGAGUGAGCUGUGGAGACCACUGGUCAUCACUUUAAUUGUGCAAAUAUUUUUCCGCACAUGUUCUCUUUUCAUUGCCACUUGCAGGCACGAGCCAGCUAGAUAGUUCUGACUUCUUUCUAAUACUCUCCUAAUCUCACCACAAUACAACUGAAGUAUCCAGAAUCAUAGAAGGAAUUGCUAUUUCUCUAUUAGAGGAUCGAAAUGGUAUUCUCAAAUGUUCCGUAGAACUCCACUGCAGACUCAUAUUCCCUGCUAGUCUUACUCCUGUGGUUGUACUUCCACUAUUUACACUUAAGUUAUGUUUCAACGCUGUAGUAGGUCCUCUGACAUGACAACUCUAAAUUUGAUCUUACAAGGAACAUAUUAGAUGUCUGGUGAUCAGCAGGACCAUUAUUUUACUGCUAACCUUCAUAUAGAAUAUGACUUAUCAAUAGUUUUGAUAAUUGAUUCUCCACAGAUGGCUGGUAGCACUUUCUGUAUCAUUCAACGCUAAAGGAGCGAUUCCUUGUUUGGUUUAUUUUAAGCUGAUGAAGUAGUUUCCUGUUCAACAGGAUUCUAUCGUGAUGAUUAAAAAAGUUUGUCUUGUGUAUAAUAGCUGGUUUUAACCCAUAAGUAAGUGCCAUUGCAGGUGACAGAAAUCCAGAUUUUUUUCUGUACAAUAGUGAUUUCUUUAACUUGUUUUCUUAUUUAGAUGGUGGAGGGGGAUGGUUGGAACACAUUAGCAGUAGGGGUACAUAGGUGCCUUUUGUUUUCCCUUUUUUGUAUUUUAAAUACUUUUCUAGGAGGAGCUUAAUUCUUAUUUUGAAAAAUAUGGUCUGGUUGAACAUAUUAGUCGUGAUUAAGCAAUGAACCUUGAACUCACUAUAUUUGAGUUGUGCAGUUGAAAUAAUAUUUUAUUAUAAACUUAUUGCAGCUCAUUGAUCGCAUCAUAAAACUAGGAACCAGGAGGCCAAAACUCAGGACUAUGAUUGUCCAGGAAAGUUAACAUUCCAGUAAACUGGAUAAGGUAGAAGAAGCAUCUUGCUCUGAAUAUAUAUAUUUUUUGACAUGUAGCUUGUUUUGGGGGAAAUCUAAAUUAAAAUAACCUCAGACAAAUUGAGCCAAUGCAUAUUUUAAUCGUGGUGGUUGAGCUUACAUCUAAAUUGAAAAUAUGAACUAAUUAAUAUGGCUCUUCAAUGUAAUAUUGAAUAAUGCAUGUGAUGGGCACCAUGCCACAGACAAGUGAUUGUUCUUUAAAUUGCCAAAUACUUUUUUUUUCAAGUGUUAGAUUGGACUUGACACACAAGGGAUAGUAUCCUCAAUGCCCUUGUCGUUUUGGUGAAACUCAGUCAUUCUGGCCCUGUUCUAUAUCUGGUGCUAACAUGCAAUCUUGACCACAUUUCUAGACCAGUGUAGACAAUAAUUAAUUGUGAACAGAUCUUCCCGACCACCUCUCGAGGUAGCCGGGGACAAAUUGAUUAGAUGAAAGUUCAGUGGGCAGAGCUGUGUGACAUGUCACUGGGUGGAGUUUACAAGUAAAGACGUGUUUCAGGGAGGUGGAGUGCUUGUGGGAGGGUGUUAGAACAGGUUGCGACAGAUGGUGUUGCCAGUUUGAAUCCAAAUGCAGCUUUUAUUGUCCAACCUACUUAAAUGUUUUAGUACAUAUCUACUGACAUUCUAAAAUGACUAACGGAAUGAACAUCUUUAUAAAAUGUACACCCAAUCCUUCAAGAAUUCUGUCAAGAGGGCAGAUGGUGUAACAAAAAAAAAUAUUUCCACGAAGUCCAUCUGAUAAAGGUAGGCUCCCAGGGCAGCAGAAUGUUGAACAUAUACUUCUGUUCUAGAUGGUGCCCUCCCUCCUGCUGGUGCUGUGGACUAGGACCACAAGGUCACAGGUUCAAGUCUUGCCAUGCCAAUGACCUUUCUCAAGUUAUAUUUUGAACCCUAGUCCCUCCCUGUAUUCAAAUGAUGAGAUUCCCAAUGUUAAGACAUAUUGAUCCCUUGAAUCAAUGAUUUGAGGGACUAUUUAAAAUGGUUUGACAAUCCAGAUCUGUUUCCACUUGUAAGAUAUCAAGAUACAAUUAGUCCUCGAUGGCCUCUGGAGGUAGUCAGGAAGAAUCACCAUCAAUAAUUGUAAUAUUCUACACGGGUCUAGAAAUGGUCACAAUCAGAAUAUGGACAAGAUCAAGACACAGGACCCAUGUUAACGCCAGGUAUAAACGGGGCUUCGAAUGGCAAACUGACAUUGUUGGAUUAAAAUGUUAAACAAAAGAGACUUAAAAGAUUCAGGCUGUAUCAGAAGGAACUUACACCUAAGCCAAAACAUAUUUACUUAACAUACUGUACUAAAGUAAUAUUGACCCUUUUCAACCAUGGGAUUUAAUUUUUUUUUUAUCACAUUGAUACUACUGCACCACAACACCAAUAAAAGAAAUGCAUACAUAGUU
This is a messenger RNA of Oncorhynchus masou masou (cherry salmon), 3733 nucleotides long. It is a transcript of the gene cab39l, whose product is annotated as calcium binding protein 39-like. The record is from RefSeq and is a predicted model, not a curated record. The transcript has 8 exons. Gene Ontology annotation, molecular function: protein serine/threonine kinase activator activity. Lineage: Eukaryota; Metazoa; Chordata; Actinopteri; Salmoniformes; Salmonidae. Bases 1 to 1005 code for a protein of 334 amino acids. Gene Ontology annotation, biological process: intracellular signal transduction.